Messenger RNA from Rhododendron vialii, 904 nucleotides. Its product is annotated as ubiquitin-conjugating enzyme E2 2. The transcript is spliced from 6 exons. NCBI's taxonomy places the organism in Eukaryota, Viridiplantae, Streptophyta, Magnoliopsida, Ericales, Ericaceae. The coding region runs from base 224 to 682 and encodes 152 amino acids. Gene Ontology annotation, biological process: proteasome-mediated ubiquitin-dependent protein catabolic process; DNA repair; protein polyubiquitination. The record is from RefSeq and is a predicted model, not a curated record. Gene Ontology annotation, molecular function: ubiquitin conjugating enzyme activity.
CUAGUUGGACAGCCACCGUGUUGGGGACCCCCGACCUCAAAUAUCUCUCUCUCUCUCUCCAACAAUUUCUUUCCUGCUUGAGAAUCUCUCUCUCUCUCUCUCUCUCUCUCUGAUCUCACCCGUCUCCUGCACAUUUGAUCAACCGAUCCGAUCGUCUGAGUCAGAGAACAUCAAGCAGAGAGUCACCUGUACUCGCCGCGUUUUGCUCGGAAAGGCGGUGAGGAUGUCGACCCCUGCAAGGAAGAGGCUGAUGAGGGAUUUUAAGAGGUUGCAACAGGACCCUCCUGCAGGUAUCAGUGGUGCUCCUCAAGACAACAAUAUAAUGCUUUGGAAUGCCGUCAUAUUCGGUCCUGAUGAUACCCCGUGGGAUGGAGGUACGUUUAAAUUGACACUCCAAUUUUCAGAGGAUUAUCCAAAUAAGCCACCAACUGUGCGCUUUGUUUCUCGAAUGUUCCAUCCAAAUAUUUAUGCAGAUGGAAGCAUUUGUUUGGAUAUUCUACAAAAUCAGUGGAGUCCUAUCUAUGAUGUGGCCGCUAUACUUACCUCCAUCCAGUCAUUGCUUUGUGACCCAAACCCUAACUCCCCUGCCAAUUCAGAAGCUGCACGGAUGUUUAGCGAGAAUAAGCGCGAGUACAACAGGAGAGUCCGGGAGAUUGUUGAGCAGAGUUGGACUGCUGACUAAUAGUUCAUGCACGGUUUGAAUAAUAUGGAAAACAUAUAAGACAAUUGUGUUGAAACCUCUGUGGAUUCUAUAAUGUGUGCGCUUACAUUGUUUUGAUGAAUGGCAGACGAUGUUAUUUUUGUACUUCUUGAACAUGAUUUGCAGUCUCUCUGGUCGUUUUUAUGUAAAUACGAAAUUAUGACAUUCGCUAGCAGCAGAAAAUCCGUACUUUUGUUUAUCCAA